Messenger RNA from Diceros bicornis minor, 994 nucleotides. It is a transcript of the gene MOGAT3, whose product is annotated as monoacylglycerol O-acyltransferase 3. The record is from RefSeq and is a predicted model, not a curated record. Gene Ontology annotation, cellular component: endoplasmic reticulum membrane. NCBI's taxonomy places the organism in Eukaryota, Metazoa, Chordata, Mammalia, Perissodactyla, Rhinocerotidae. Gene Ontology annotation, biological process: triglyceride biosynthetic process. Gene Ontology annotation, molecular function: diacylglycerol O-acyltransferase activity.
CUCGCCCACCAUGAAAACCCUUCAGAAGCAGCAGCUGGAAGCAGUGAGUGCCUCCCAAUACGUGCUCACUUUCCUCUUUAUGGGCCCUUUCUUUUCCCUUCUCCUAUUCCUCCUCUUCCCGUCGCUCUGGUCGCUCUCUGUUCUCUAUUCAGUGUGGCUUUUCCUGGACUGGCACACACCCAACCAAGGUGGAAGGCGCUCUGAGUGGAUAAGAAGCUGGACUGUUUGGAAACACCUGAGGGAUUAUUAUCCUAUCGGGCUGGUGAAAACAGUGGAGCUGCCCCUCAACCGGAACUACAUGCUGGGCGCUCACCCACACGGGGUCAUGUGCAUGGGAAUAUUCUGUAAUUUCCUCACCGAGAGCAAUGGCUUCUCCUGGCAGUUUCCUGGGCUUUGGCCCUGGACAGCUGCCCUGGCCGGCGUCUUCCACCUCCCAGUCUUUCGCAACUACAUCACGUCCUACGGACUGUGUUCCGUGAACCGCUGGAGCCUGGACUUUGUUCUGUCGCAGCCCCAGCGGGGGCAGGCCGUGGUCAUCCUGGUCGGGGGUGCCCACGAGUCCCUGUACGCAGUCCCAGGGGAGCACUGCCUCACUUUUCAGAAGCGGAAAGACUUUGACCUGGCACUGAGGCACGGGGCCUCUCUGGUGCCUGUAUACUUCUUUGGGGAGAAUGAUGUCUUCAGACUUAAGACUUUUGCCACAGGCUCCUGGCAGCAUCUGUGUCAGACCACCUUCAAGAAGCUCAUGGGCUUUGCUCCCUGCAUCUUCUGGGGCCACAGUCUCUUCUCGGCUGAAUCCUGGUGCCUGCUGCCCUUCGCUGUGCCUGUGACCACUGUGGUGGGCCGCCCCAUGCCGGUGCCCCAGCGCCUCAACCCCAGUGAGGAGGAAGUUGACCACUAUCACAUGCUCUACAUGAAGGCUCUGGUGCAGCUGUUUGAGGAGCACAAGGAAAGCUCUGGGGUCGCGGCCUCUACUCGCCUCACCUUCCUCUAG